AUGAACUCCAUAGUUGUGUUCUUACUGGGUGUGGCUUGUGUAGCAGCGGUCCCGGAAAAACCUGUUUCGUCGCCAUCCUAUCAGCGUUAUGUGGAGUUCUUCACCAAGACGCUCCCUAACAGCCCGACUCUGUUGAAAAUAUGGCAAGAACAUCUUAAAAACUACACAGUAGUAGUGGAGGAGUCUAACCGGAGUGACCAGAAGAGGGCGCCACACCGAUACAACAUCCCUAAUUUCCAGUGUCACACAUCAAAUCCCUGGAACGGGCGACCGGCCGUUUCCGUACAUGGCCUUCACCCCGGAGACGUCAAGGUCGUCGCAGCUAUGGGUGAUUCGCUGACUGCGGGAAACGGCAUUGAUGCGGACAAUAUUAUUGGAGAUUUAGUUGAAUACCGUGGACUCUCGUGGAGCAUCGGAGGUGACGGUACUCUGGACAGUGGAAUCUUGACUUUUCCAAACAUACUUAAGAAAUUUGGAAACGGCCUGUUCGGUUAUUCUCUGAACACUGGGGCGAGAAAUUCCGCUGACUCUCGCUUCAACUUCGCCGACCCCGGAGACACUUCACAUGACAUGCCAGGCCAGGCAAGAAUGCUGGUGGACAAGCUGAAAAGCGACGUAAACAUCGACUACCACAACGACUGGAAAGUGAUCACGCUGUUCGUGGGCGGUAACGACAUGUGUGACGCCUGCCACGACAAGGUUAAGUUCAGCGCCGCCUCGUAUGGUGGCAAUAUCCAGAGCGCCCUAGACAUUCUGCACAGGGAGGUUCCCAAGGCGUUUGUCAACGUUGCUCAGAUCUUCGACAUCGCCCCCGUGGCUGCCCUCAGUACCGGCUUCUUCUGUUCAUUUGUCCAUGCUCUGGUGUGCGACUGCGGGAACGACAAGGCCAACGCCGGUUGGUUGAAGCAGCUGUCUCGGGAGUACCAGGCCGAAAUCGACCGAAUCGUCGGCUCGGGACGUUACGACACCAGGGACGACUUCACCGUUGUCGUGCAGCCUUUCUUCCGGAACACAGAGCCGCCGCCAGAAGGUGGAUCGGGAGACAUCGACAUGACCUACUUUUCGCCCGACUGUUUCCAUUUCUCUGGUAAAGGACAUGGAGCUGCCGCUCUCUCUCUGUGGAACAACAUGCUGGAAACUGUUGGACACAAACAAAACGAAUGGCACUUGAAUCAACCGUUCCAUUGUCCAUCAUCAUUUUUUGGACACGAUCAUGAAUUCUUUACGACCAGUAAUAAUUAAGUGACCAUGUAUAAAUGUAACAAUAAAGCCUAACAGAUAAA
This is a messenger RNA of Gigantopelta aegis, 1283 nucleotides long. RefSeq names its product phospholipase B1, membrane-associated-like. NCBI's taxonomy places the organism in Eukaryota, Metazoa, Mollusca, Gastropoda, Neomphalida, Peltospiridae. The coding region runs from base 1 to 1242 and encodes 413 amino acids. The record is from RefSeq and is a predicted model, not a curated record. Gene Ontology annotation, molecular function: glycerophospholipase activity. Gene Ontology annotation, biological process: phospholipid metabolic process. The transcript is spliced from 13 exons.